Botrytis fragariae is the source of this 386-nucleotide messenger RNA. Its product is annotated as putative cytochrome-c oxidase chain viic protein. NCBI's taxonomy places the organism in Eukaryota, Fungi, Ascomycota, Leotiomycetes, Helotiales, Sclerotiniaceae. The transcript is spliced from 3 exons. The record is from RefSeq and is a predicted model, not a curated record. Gene Ontology annotation, biological process: mitochondrial electron transport, cytochrome c to oxygen. Bases 21 to 257 code for a protein of 78 amino acids.
GCAGAACUCAAUUUUUCAAGAUGUUGUCUAGAGCCGCCGUCCGCGCAUCCUCCUCCACCUCAAUGGUCGCCCGCCGUGGCUUCCACUCUACCCGUGCUCAAAUGGGUUCUCCAUACCAUUACCCUGAGGGACCACGAAGCAACAUUCCAUUCAACCCAAAAACAAAAUUCUUUGCUUUGAGAUACUGGGGAUUCAUGGCUCUUGGAUUCGGUGCUCCAUUCGGCAUUGCAGUCUGGCAAACAAAGAAGAACCAAUAGAGGGUUGUUUAGGUGUAUAUUGCAUUGGGAGGGCAGUUGUAAAUCGAUUGGCAUUUCAAAGCUAGAAGGGUGGGGGAACGAUUGUGUAUAACAAUACAACAGUUUUCACGGAUAUGACUUCAUUCUCUA